AUGGCUCAAAUCGAGAGUUGCAAGGCUCCAUUUAACGAUUGGCCAAAUGAUGCAGGCUUUGAAGCGUCAGUCGAGCAUCGAGAGCCCGUUGAAUUAACAGUCACCGGGUCAAUCCCCUCGUACCUGGCUGGUACGCUGUACCGAAUCGGCCCAGGGACGUACAAGGUUGAGGGCAGCGCGUACCAACUCAGUCACUGGUUCGAUGGGUUCUCGUAUUUGCAUCGAUUCCAGCUGGUGGCGCAACCGACAGGAAAAUGCAAGGUGCUCUACAAUUCGCGCGGACAGGUCGAUGCAUUGAUCGAGGAAGCACGCAAGUCGGGGACACUGAAGGGUCUCACAUUUGGCCAGAAACGGGAUCCAUGCGAGAGCAUCUUCCGGAAGGUAAAAGUGUUCUUUAGACCCGCAUUUAAUCAAAAAAACUCAGAGCUUGUCAAUGCCGGUGUCACCAUCUAUGCCAAUGCCCCCGGUGUGCCUCGUCACUUGAAACAGUCCAGAUCCUCCUCGCCAUUUAGCAGCCUGACGUCACUAACAGAUGCCAAUAUACUGAAACACAUCGACCCCGAGACUUUGCAGCCUUUGGGAGUCACACGCCAGGACAGUCUGCACCCCGAUCUUAAGGGUCCGCUUUCGUGCGCUCAUGCCGAGUUUGACGCGGCAUCGGGGGACAUGUACAAUUACAACCUAGACCUAGGGAGGUACGCAACUUAUCGAAUAUUCCGGACCUGUGCAGCGACCGGUGCCACGAAGAUUAUCGCAACCAUCAGGGGUCCCGACGUCAAGCCCGCGUAUCUUCACUCCUUCUUUCUCAGUGAGGAUUACGUGAUCCUCUGUAUUUGGCCCGCCAUCAUUCGUAUGAAUGGCAUUCAGAUUCUUUGGAAAAGAAACUUGGCCGAUGCCAUUCAGUUCAAUCCCAGUCUGCAAGCGCGGUGGUAUGUGGUUGACCGGAAACAGGGUAGAGGGGUUGUAGCCAUGUACUUGAGCCCUGCCUUCUUCAGCUUCCAUACGAUCAACGCAUGGCAGAAGGACAACGGUGAUGGUACUAUAGAUGUCAUGUGUGAUAUCAUCCAAUAUCCCACCGAUGAGAUGAUCCAGCGGGGAUAUUAUGACACCAUGGUCUCGACGGGUUCGGAAGUGACCAAGUACUAUGGCAGCGAAGCCUCCCGGCCCAGCCUCGUCCGCUAUCGUCUACCCGGUGUCCCCAAAAAGGGCCACCGCGAGGCACCAGCUAACGGCACAGAUUUUCCGGAGGCAGAAACUCUGCUGAGGAUCGACGACAACUGCGUCGGGGACCUCCCCACCAUCAACCCAAAGUUCAACACCAAGAAAACGCGAUAUGUUUACAAUCUCGUGAAUCAGGGGAAGUCCUCAUUUUUUGAAGGCAUCGCCAAAGUUGAUCUCGAAACGCGAGAUUAUCAGCUCUGGUGCCACGAGCGGCAUACUCCGGGAGAAGCGAUUUUCAUUCCCGAUGGCACAAACGAGGAGGAGGAUGCUGGAUACCUUCUCAGUGUUGUCCUGGAUGGGGAUAAAGGUACAAGCUACCUUCUUUGCCUCAACGCGCGAGAUAUGAAAGAGGUUGGGCGUGCGGAGUGUGAUUCAGCAAUUGGAUUUGGCUUUCAUGGAUCCCACUACCCGGCAGAUAAUUAG
Aspergillus tanneri is the source of this 1644-nucleotide messenger RNA. RefSeq names its product carotenoid oxygenase family protein. Bases 1 to 1644 code for a protein of 547 amino acids. NCBI's taxonomy places the organism in Eukaryota, Fungi, Ascomycota, Eurotiomycetes, Eurotiales, Aspergillaceae. The record is from RefSeq and is a predicted model, not a curated record. Gene Ontology annotation, biological process: carotene catabolic process. The transcript has 5 exons. Gene Ontology annotation, molecular function: carotenoid dioxygenase activity.